AUGUUCACCGUUAGUGAUUACUGUGUGCCUGGAAGUUCUAAGUACAUUGAACCCUCCAAUAAUCUUAAAAGAAAACAUGAACACGUUAAUCAAUCGGAAAAUGAAACAAUCCAAAAUAAUUUGGAAUGUGCUGUAAAUGUAGUGCCAUCAGUGCCGAAAAAUGAUAUCGGAUUAUUUAUUAGUAGAAGCUUAUCAGAUGUUGAAAAACAUAUAGUGUUGACAAACUUAUGGUCACCACCAUUGAAUUACUUAUAUCCAUUACUUGAACAACAUACCAAAAGAAAAAUCAAAUUUCAACAUCAUUGGUUAGGGAAAUUUAAUUGGUUAUGCUAUUCUGAGAAAUUGCAAGGUGCAUUUUGCAAAUAUUGUGCAGUUUUUGCUAGAAGUGGUGGUGUUGGAAAUCAGACUUUGAGCAGCCUUGUAACAACUGCUUGCCAAAAUUGGAAAAACGCUUUAAAAGUAUUUGAAAAUCACAGCAACAAUGACUAUCAUAAAACUUCUGUAUUAAAAGGUGAAAACUUCAUACAAUUAUUUUCAUCUAACAAACCAAACAUUGUUGAGAUUUUAGAUAGUGAAAUGUAUACAAAUUUUGUUUUAAUUAAUAUAUGCACUUACAGACUUAUGCACAAUGCACAUGCAACUUGA
Molecule: messenger RNA, 645 nt
Organism: Melanaphis sacchari
Lineage: Eukaryota; Metazoa; Arthropoda; Insecta; Hemiptera; Aphididae
Exons: 5
Coding region: 1-645 (214 amino acids)
Source: RefSeq, a predicted model, not a curated record